GGGUGUUCCAGGGUGUUGCAGGGUGCGUAGAUGUGGUAGGGGUGUGGUAGGGUGUGGUAGGAUGGAGGUGUGGCAGGGUGGUCGCGUAGUGAGGGCAGAAAGGCAAGGAAAUUCCAGAGGUUUGUGAGGAGUCAUCGAGUGUGGGUUUGUUGAUAGGCGACGCGCGGCACGGCGAGAGACAGGCGACGCGCAGCACGGCGAGACACACACACACACACAGACACCCAGGGGCACGCCGGCGCCAUGGAGCAGCGGAUGGACUUGGAGCGCCCUGUGGAGGACCCUGUGGAGGCCUCCGGUGGCGAUCCCAUGGAAUUUGAAUAUGACAAGAACACCCGAAGGUCCUCGCUUGGUGGGGACUCGGUGUUGGAUCAGGACUUCAGCGAUGAGGUGGAGGUGGACGGGGUGGCCUCACUCACGCCCCUGGAGAGCGUGCUGGGCCUUCAGUACGGCGAUGACAUCUUCGCUAACAGGAGAGCGGCGGAGGCUCAUUACCACGUCGACAACUGCAUGGCGAAUCAGCCCCAGGUGACCCAACACAUGCGGUGCACGCUGAUUCAUUGGCUCGUGAAGGUAAACCAGCAGCUGCAUUUCGGCUCAGAGACGCUGUUCCUGGCUGUGAGUCUCUGUGAUCGCUUCCUGGCCACGACCUCCCUGGCACAAGACUGUCUGCAGCUCCUGGGCCUCUGCUCCCUCCUGGUGGCUGCGAAGAUGGAGGAGAGUGUGCUGCCGAGGGUGAGUGAGCUAGCCAGCAUCUGCGUGACUAAUUACAAACACCACCACUUCACCAGGAUGGAGGUGCUGCUGCUGUCCAAACUAGAGUUCGCCCUCUACUGCCCCACCAGCUGGUACUUCCUCAACCACCUGGCACUGAAAGCGACACAGCAGGGGGCGAUGGACAGACGUGUGCUGGGAGUCGCGCGCUACGUGGCAGAGACGUGUCUGGGCAGCUACGCGGUGACCCAACACAAGGCCAGCGUGCAAGCGGCGGCGGCCCUCACCUCUGCCCUCACCCUGCUGCCCUGCCCCGACCUCUCCGCCACCCUGCACGCUCUGCUGACUGACCUAUACACACCUGACGAGAGAAAGGACAUUCGCUUCUGCUCCUACCUCAUGACACAGUACAUGAGGCCCUUCCUGGAGUCUUUAGGCCUUGACAACGCCCACGAACACCCGCCUGACCCACCCAGCGACCCCUCCCACGCCUCCAGGAGCCCCACGCCCGCAGGAGCACCACAGGACUUAAGGGCGUGCGGCGGUGGUGGCGGUGGUGAUGGUGGUGGUGGUGUAAUGUAAGGUUUAAUCUUGUUUGGUUUGGCUUGUUUUGGUGACCCACACACGUGACAGGUGCUGGUUGUAUCUGACGGUGGUGUGGCUGAGGAGGAGGAGGAGGAGGAGGAGGAGGAGGAGGAGGAGGAGGAGGAGGAGGAGGAGGUGGUGGUUAAGACAAGACGAAAGGAUAGAGGUAGGGAAGGAUAAGAGGAGAAAGAGGAGGAGGCAAUAUAGUGAUAAUGAUAAAGAACAUAGGAAACAAGAAGAAAAGAAUAGAAAGAGGAGGAGGAGGAGAAGGAAAAUGUAUAGAUUAACACAACAAAGAGGAGGAGAAGUAGGCAGGAGCAGUAAGAGGAAGAGGAAGAAGAAGAGGAGGAGGAUAUGGCAAAUAGGAAAGGUUAAGGGAGGCUGGGGGAAGAUUACUUGUACCUGUCUAAUCUCUAUUAUCUCUGUUUCUAAUCUCUGUCUCUCAAAUAUUUACAGUCUCGUGUCUCUCAAAAGUCUGAAAUCUCAAUUCUCUCUCUCGUCUGUCAAAUGGCCUUCAAAUCUCUCUUUAAUAUCUUUCAAUUUCUCUCUCUCUCUCUCUCUCUCUCUCUCUCUCUCUCUCUCUCUCUCUCUCUCUCUCUCUCUCUCUCUCUCUCUCUCUCUCUCUCAGGAUUGCGUGAAGGAAUGUAGGUUUAAGAUUUAGAGAUGAAAACGAAAUAAAAAAAAUAAAUAAAUAAUAAAAAAAUAAAAAGCCUAAAAAAAUAUAUAUAAAGUAAAUAAGUAUAUAGAUAAAUAAUUAAGAGUAGGUUGUUAAAUUAGUUUUUUUCAUGGAUGUAUGUAUUUGUAAAGGAGUAUUCAGUGUUAUAUUAGUGAAGAAUUGAGGAGCUAGUGUGGAAAUUAUUGAAAAAGAGUGUUCAUUGUUGUUAAUGGCGAAGAAUAGAGAAGCUAGGGUGAAAAUUAAUGAUCUAUAUCUGUUAAAUGUUUGCGUGUUUAAUUUUAAAACAAUGGAGUAUCGUCUGCAUAACCCGUAUUUAUUGCAUCAGGAAACCGCUAUCUAUCAGAGGAAUAUAGUAUUUAUUAAAGAACUGAAGAGAGAGAUUAGUAAAAUAAUAUUAAAAAAAGUGAUAAAUCUGUCAUUCUUUAGAUUGUUUUAAGAUUGAAUGCUCAGGAAUAUUGUAGCACGUCUAUUUAUUGUAACGAGAAACCCUUGUCUGUCUCAGGAAUUACUAUCUAUUGAAGCAUUGGAGAGAAAAAAAAAUAUUAAAAAAGAAAUGUUUAAUCUAUAUAGCCUAUCAGUAUUUACGUUUGAAGAGAAAUUAUUAAAAAGAAAUUUGUAAUCUAUUAUAGCCCAUCAGUAUUUACGUUUGAAGAGAAAUUAGCCCAUCAGUAUUUGUGUUUUGAAGAGAAAUUAUUAAAAAGAAAUGUGUUAUCUAUCAUAGCCUAUCAGUAUUUACGUUUGAAGAGAAAUUAUUAAAAGAAAUGUGUUAUCUAUCAUAGCCUAUCAGUAUUUCCGUGUGCAUUUCAGGAGUGAAUACACAGGAAUGUUGUAUUAUGUAUUAAUUAACUGCAUUAACAAACCCUUUAUUGAAGAAUUAGUAGUUGUUUUAUAGAUAAACUGUUUGGAGAGAGAAGCUAAUUAAUAUGUAAUCGUUAUCAUUACUAGCAUACUUGGUUUAUCAAUCGAGUCAGAGCUGAGAUAAGAAAACUGUAACUGUCUGAAGAGCUAAUGUGUGUUGUAUAGAUAAACUGUUUUAAGAGAGAAGCAAGUAUGAUUCUGGUCUUCAUCAAUACAACUUGUUACCAAUUGUGUCAGGGCAGAGAUACGAGUAAGCUUAUUAUGUCAUUAUUAUUUUUGCAUGUACGAUAAUUAUGCUGUGUGCACGAUAUUAUUUUGUAUAUAGUCUUCUGUAUAUACGAUAGCGUUUUGUACGUACGAUAAUUUUGUGAUUUUGUAUGAUACUGAUGAAAGCGUAUAGUUAAAUCAUCCUCCUCUCUCUCUCUCUCUCUCUCUCUCUCUCUCUCUCUCUCUCUCUCUCUCUCUCUCUCUCCUCCGCAGCCAAGCCAGUGACGUUUUUAGGAGAUAAUAAACAAAAUGAACCGACCAUGUGACUAGUGUGGCUGGCCGCUUGUAUAUAUAUGUAUAUGUGUGUGUGUGUGUGUUGCCAGAUAAGGCUUGACUUGUAAGGAUGUGCUGUAGUGCGCGUCAGAGGGAGAAUAUAAUGAUGAUGUGUGUGUUGGAUUUCGUGGUACAGAUAGAUGGUUGGUGGGAAGUUGAAUUGAGGCGUGUGUGUGUGUGUGUGUGUGUAUUUUGGGUUUAGAUUGUGAAAUGUUGUUGUUGUUGUUGUUGUUGAUUUUCUUUCUCAUCUUUUAUCUCUUUUCCUCUUUCUUGUUUUUUUUUCUGGUAAAUUAAAACUCUCUCUCUCUCUCUCUCUCUCUCUCUCUCUCUCUCUCUCUCUCUCUCUCUCUCUCUCUCUCUCUCUCUCUCUCUCUCUCUCUCUCUCUCUCUGUUCAAUUCGGUACGUAGAUUAUGAAAAAGGUUAUUGUUAUUCUUGAUUGGACUUUAAUAUAUUAGAAACGAAAAGAUAAUUAAAGAUAUUGAAAUGUUUAAUAAGAUAGGCAAUGCUGUCUGCCUUCCUCUCUUAUCUUUAUUGAAAUAUCGAUCAAUUAUUAUUUAGAUUAUGAAAUAGACCGUUGGUAUUAUUGAUUGAACUGUAAUAUAUAAAAAAAAAUAAUAAUAAUUAAAAAAUGUUGAAGUGUUUAUUAUUGUUAUAAUAUUCUCUUACUUUCUCCAUCUUAAUUCACUAUUGCCAAAUUCUUAUGUAGAUUAUGAAAAGUUAUUGCUGUUCGCUAUUCACCUGUAAUAUAUCAUGAAAUAAAAUGCAAAUAUAUAUAUAUAA
This is a messenger RNA of Scylla paramamosain (green mud crab), 4154 nucleotides long. Its product is annotated as cyclin-O protein B-like. Bases 244 to 1296 code for a protein of 350 amino acids. The record is from RefSeq and is a predicted model, not a curated record. Gene Ontology annotation, cellular component: nucleus; cyclin-dependent protein kinase holoenzyme complex; cytoplasm. The transcript has 8 exons. Gene Ontology annotation, molecular function: cyclin-dependent protein serine/threonine kinase regulator activity. Lineage: Eukaryota; Metazoa; Arthropoda; Malacostraca; Decapoda; Portunidae. Gene Ontology annotation, biological process: regulation of cyclin-dependent protein serine/threonine kinase activity; mitotic cell cycle phase transition.